AUGUCACUUUUACAACUCAUCAAAGCAGUUGAAGUUCUUUCACAAAAGUUCUUUCGAUCAUCAUCUUCUUUGUCUCAAGUUCUUCAAGAUUUCAUCAUGUCAAAGGUUCUCUAUGUAUUUUCUCACGAUGAUAAUGUAGUCAAAGGCCCCCAUGCUCCUGACACUCCUAUCGUUAUCCAAGCAAACAACGUUGCCUUCUCAAAUAUGAUCCCAAAUCAAUACAAGAAUUCAAGAAUUGAAGAUAUGACAACUAUGUCAAAAUAUAUCCUCUUCGUUAUGCAUUUUGUGAUUUUCCAGAUCCGUUGUAUCUUAAGAAAGUGUCCUCUUUUCGAAUCGCUCUACGACUUCCUCAAUCAGAAAACUACACAGAAACUCUUUCUGUAUAAAAAUGUAGGGUUACAAUGUCAACCAUGGAGUCUACAUACAACUUCCAAUUCUCACAUCAAAGAUUAUCAAUGCGGUCCCAUUGAUGGGGAUAUACAUCUUACUCGGUGCGUAGAGUAUUGGGUUGCAAAUCCUUAUGUAGUUGAAUCCUAUUACUUUAAUAAAGAGGAUGAUGAAGGGGAUGAAGAUGAUGAUGCUGUUGAUAAAGAAGAAGAUGUUGAUCACGAAGAUGAUGAAUCCGAAGUUGAUACCAAAACAUCAAACAUUGAUAUGGAAGAAGCCUCUACUCAGGGAAUGACUAACUCUCCCCCAAGAUUGAACCACCACAUUCAUUUUUCUUCGACAUUUACUUCAUCAAUAACUCCUUAUGCAGAAGCUAUAACACCACACUGA
This is a messenger RNA of Lactuca saligna, 777 nucleotides long. NCBI's taxonomy places the organism in Eukaryota, Viridiplantae, Streptophyta, Magnoliopsida, Asterales, Asteraceae. The record is from the annotation of a GenBank genome assembly.